UGGACGACAGCUGUGCACGCUUUCUUCCCCCACCGGCAAAUAAACAAAAUCAAACCAACUUUUUAAGACAUCGGCACUUCGGCCUAACAUUUCUUCUCCGGCAUUUUCGUAUCUCUUUCCACUAACCGUUUCGUCGCCGGCGAUGUCACGUUUUCUAUCAAAUAGGGGAGAAACUCAACCACAAAAGAUUCAUUUCGAUGACGACACGAUUCCCGACGAUGGCGAAGUGGGUGGAAAUUUGAAGUUGAGGCUCUCCGAUAGCAAUGUGACGGAAGAUCAAGAGCCUUUUAUGGGAUUCAAAGUCCGUAGAAAAGCUUCUAUUCAUAGAGAUUAUUUGGGUGAUUAUCUUGACGUGCCUUCUCGACCUUAUCUCAUGAAGAUUCUCGAGAAGCAAGGUGACAAAAAGGUUCUAUUUGCAGACAAAGUUCUGAAGUUUACAGGCUCAGGGAAGAUGAAGCAGCGGAUUCUCCUUAUAACUGAUUUCGCCGUCUACAUUGUAGACCCAGAUUGUGGUGCACUUAAAAGGCGGAUUGCCCUGGCAGCUGUUGAGAAGCUCUGUCUAAGUGAAUUAAGUGACAAUUUCUUUGCAAUUAUUGUCCCGACUGAGUAUGAUCUGCUCAUGGCCAGUACACGGAAGACAGAAAUAGUAACAACCUUAGUAGAAGCUACCAAGAGUCAAUCUGACUAUGAACUUGAUGUUCUCUUCUCUAAUAGGUUUGAGUACAAUGCAUCUUCUGUACUCGUUAAAGAAGUUCAAUUUGAGGAAGUUGAAGGGGGUGUGAAAACAAGAAUUUUGCGGAAAUGAGCAACCCUUAGUGUGUAAUGGUCUAAGAACAUCAACUGCUCCACUAGCAUGCCUGCAAAUGUGUGUCUUGCUGUUUGACAAUGGGAGCCGGUUGUAUAAUUCAAUGUGGAAAGGUGAUCGAUUUUUACUUAUUAGAGAACAGAAAAGUAAAAGGGACAAAUUGUAUUAUUUUUAUCAUAUAAGCUAGUUUCAUUGCUCUAGCUAUGCAUGCCUGCCCAUUUAUAUAGCUUGUUGCCCUGUUGUAAAUCUUUAGAAGUUUUUUCCUUGUCAUUUAUUUUCUAUUUUUUCUUCUCCAGCUUUAUUUUGUAAUAUUGUAAAUUUCCCAAUUUAUAAGAUGAGAUUCUUUGGUGGCUA
Messenger RNA from Nicotiana attenuata, 1159 nucleotides. RefSeq names its product myosin IB heavy chain-like. The transcript has 4 exons. Gene Ontology annotation, molecular function: cytoskeletal motor activity. Bases 143 to 805 code for a protein of 220 amino acids. NCBI's taxonomy places the organism in Eukaryota, Viridiplantae, Streptophyta, Magnoliopsida, Solanales, Solanaceae. The record is from RefSeq and is a predicted model, not a curated record. Gene Ontology annotation, cellular component: myosin complex.